Messenger RNA from Schizophyllum commune H4-8, 1644 nucleotides. RefSeq lists its product as uncharacterized. The record is from RefSeq and is a predicted model, not a curated record. NCBI's taxonomy places the organism in Eukaryota, Fungi, Basidiomycota, Agaricomycetes, Agaricales, Schizophyllaceae. Bases 1 to 1644 code for a protein of 547 amino acids. The transcript has 4 exons.
AUGGACGCCACUCACCAACAACACCAUAAUCCCCUGGAGGGAAUAACGAUAUACGACCGAACCAACCCAGAAAUGGCGGACCUUCGACCCGAGCACAUAAAGAAGCUCUACCAAAUUGCACCAUGGGGAAGGGUCGUCAUGUUUAGAGAUGGAUCCAGUGCUGAGACAUACCAAGGAGAAUAUCGCAUUCCGAUGCUCUUUCCCGCCGGAAAGACAGAGGACGAUGUUGUGGAGGUUACGUUCAAGGACGGCCCGUCUGUGCCUCCGUCUCUUCCUCCUCCUCCUCCUCCUCCUCCUCCUCCUCCUCCUCCUCCUCCUCCUCCGCCGCCGCCGCCGCCACCGCCUGCUGCGCCUGAGGUCUACGCUCCGCCUCCUCCGCCCUUCUUUCCUCCUCCGUCCUCGCCGCCUUCCCCUCAGCCCGUAGUCCCCACGCCCACUCCCGCUCCCGCCACCCACGACCCCUCCCCUCCCCCCGCCAGACGGUCGACAAGGGUGCGCAUGGCUGCUGCUCAGCCCGCCGCGAACGCAGCGCCCGCCCGCAAGACGCGCUCGGCGAAGGCUCCCCCGCACGCGCCUCCCAUCCCGACGCCUACGCCAGAUGUGCCUGCGCCCGCCGCAGCCGCUCCUGCCGCUGUCCCAGCCGCCCCCGCGCUUGCGUCCACUCCAGCUGCUCCCGCGCCGACCCGUCGCUCCGCUCGUGCUGCCGCGAAGGCGACGCCCGCCCCUCCAAAGGCACCCGCUGCCCAGAAGACCCCAGCGCGCAAAGAGGGCAGAGAGAAGAGCGGUGCUGGAGGCAGCAAAGAAAAGAGCGGUGCUGGAGGCAGCAAAGAGAAGAGUGGUGCUGAAGGCGGCAAGAGGAAGAGCCGAGGCCGAGCGGGCAAGCAAGUGGUGGAUGAGGCCGCGGCGGACGCCUGUGACGCCGGCACAGCGGACGACCGUGAGUGCAGCACAGAGAGUGCAUGCGAGUCCGACGCAGAGCACGACCGUGAGCCCAGCAAGGCAGGGGGGGCGGAGAGUGUGGAGAACGUAGACCUGGACAAGGUGAUGGCAACGUUCUACGCGGAGGAGAAGGAGUAUCACAGGAUCAAGGAAGCGAAUGCGGCGAAGGGCGUGAAGGCGUCGGCGAAGGGCAAGAAGUCGACCAACGAGGCGCCAGAGCCACCCGCCGAGGCCGGCAUCAAGCGCAAGCGGGACGCUGCCGCCGCUGCUGCCGCCGCCCACAACGACGAUGACGCUCCCACCGCGAAGAAAGCGCGCCUCAUGAUCGACAACCUCUCCGCCCGCAUCGAGCUCUACCGCACGGACCCUACGGUCAAGAAGUUCGCCGCGCACCGCGUCAUCUGCGCCGCCUGCGACGCGGUCAUCAAGACCGACAGAAACCACGACUUCUACUCAUCGCCUUGGGACAAGCAUAGGUUCCAUUGUAAGAAGAUCUUGCAGUGGGCCGAGCCCGAGCACGCACCGAGCCAGGGAUUGUUGAAGGAGUGGCAAAUGGCGCGCAAUGUCUGCGCGGAGGAAUUGAUGGCUGUCUACCCCGACGCGAUGAAGAAAUACGAGGGCAGCAAGUGCAUCUGCGAACAGCUUGGCCAGAAGGUGGACCUCCUCGACUGCGAGAAGAAGGCAAAGAAGACCGCCACUGGCUGA